UUUCUCCCUGUCCCCUGUCUGCUUGUCCUGUGUCCCGUCCGUGUCUUGUGGCUGUUUUUGCCUUCUAUUUUUGUCCUCUCCUCUACAGUUUGGUCACUUUAUCAAGACCUCGUACAAAAAAAAAGAGAGUUUUUCCCUUCUUAUACAAAGAAUGCACAGCCAGUGCUCACAUCAAUCAGAUAAAUUCCCAGUCUAAACUGAUCCCAUUAUAACCAGGAGUCACUUACAUACUCUGUACACUAUUAAGUGCAUCCACAUUUCUCCAGGUGCCUCAAAGUAUUCAUUGAAGGAGCUAGUGAUAGAAAGAGAGGAGCAGAUAAUUGACACAGCGUGCAGUUUAGUAAACAGUAACAAUGUCGCUGUAUACACCGGAGUACUCAGAGGAGUUGCUAUCUCUAGUGACGGAGCUAUACAGCGAUGAGAUCAAGCCACACUUGAACGAGCUGCGGUUGUUGAAGAUGCUCGAUCUUAUGGAGAUGGCACAGGCUGAUUUUGAACAGUACAAGAAGUCGCUGAUCGAGAACUCACAUAUCAAAUGUCUAAAGAACUACAUCGUGGGACUGUUUUUGGUCUUCUUGGUGAUCCCACAAUCAAUACAGUUCCAGAUAAAGAACAAGAACUAUGAGCUGUUCUUGUCGUUGAAGCAACUGUACGAAAGGGAGACUCAUAUGUCCAAUGUUAAACUGCAAGUGGUUGAUUACAUCGCGUACAUCAGUGAAAGGAAGCAACGACAGCAACAGCAGGAACACGAACAGGCACAGAGCAGAAAACAUCGUCAGGCUUCAACUUCGGGACUUCAUGGCAGAACACUUUCGAAGGAUCAUAGAUCCUCUACCAUGCCGGCCCCGUUAUCCACUCUAGAUCAAGACUUCAGUAAUCUGAGGGUUUCAGAACAUAAUUCAUCGACCACAUCCCAAUCUGAUUCUGCUGCAGUAUCCAUAAACUCUGGCUCGACAAACUCUUCGAUAGUGGAGGAGGUUUGGUCUCCACCAGAACUGCAACCAAAAGAUCAACUCAAACUCGCAGAUGGUUAUGACGUUUCAUUAGAUUCAUUGGUCCCUGAACUACCUGCUUAUCCACCGCCAACUCCACCAAGGACCCGCAAACAUGCAUUGAGCUUUCCAAUGGAUCCAGAGGCACUAUUGGAGGACCGAAGAACGCCAUCACCUGGUCCAGCAGCAAGUUUUGCUCAAAAUCACAUAUUCCAAUCUAAGGCUUCCAGAAGAGAAUCAUAUAACUCGGUCUAUGCGGAGGAUAGCUACGAAAAUGUGACAAUAAUCUCCCCCAAGCAGCUAUACCAAUCAUUACUUGAUACCAAUAUCAAGACGUUGAUCUUUGACAUCAGACCUUCAAAGAAAUAUCAGAAAAAGCACAUCCCUUACAAGAACAUUAUCAAUUUAGAUCCAGUGUAUGUGGAACAAAGUGAAUACUAUGCCCAACUAGAAGAAACGGCUAGAACUUCCUUAUCACCUGCACAAUUUGCACAAUUCCAUGAUAUGGACAAAUUUGACCAAGUUGUUUAUUACAGCGACGGCUCCACUUCACUUGUUUCAGAGCUUGACUUCCUCGAAAUGUUUGAUACAUUAUUGAAGCAAAGGAAAAUCCACCCGAAAUUGAUAGAAGGUGGAUUCGAGUCCUGGACAAAGUUCUUGUCAAGGGAGAACAUCCUUAAUCCUGAUUUCAAGUCAAAUACGCCUGCUGCACCACUGCAUCCACCACCAGCACCAACCGAUCUUUCACCAAGGUCUACACCACAGCAACAAGAUCAGCAGCAGCAAGUCCAUCUGAGUAAGGCUUCGUCCAACCUUGUAUCAUAUUUGGCACCAUCUGGUCCUGCACCUCCGAUUCCUCCACCUCAUUUAAUGACAGUGAAAGAGCAGAACGAACCAGCUGCACCUUAUCCAUCACAGUACUACUACACCACAACGCCAUAUACGAGACCAGCAAUUCCUGCACCGCAGCCACAACGUGCGUUAGUGUCAGCACCGCCAUCACUACCUGUCCCGUCUAUUCCACAAUAUCAACAGUAUCAACAACAUCCGCAAUAUCAACAGCAACAGCAACAGCAACAGCAACAGCAAUAUCAAUAUCAACAGCAACAGCAAUAUCAACGGUAUCAACCUAAUUAUUCAAAUACAAUCCAUCAAAGACAAGAACAACUGAAGAGACAGCGUAUAAACUCGGCUUGUAUCCCGACUAUUCAAAGAAGUUCUAAUGUAUUUGUCAGGUUAUCUAUUACUGGAUUGAGAAACAUGGGAAACACAUGUUAUAUAAACAGUAUGAUUCAGUGUUUAUUUGCAACAUCUAAAUUCCGUGACAUCUUUCUGAACAAUCAGUUUGAAGACUUUAUGAACGCAAAUUUCCACAAGACAAAGCUUUCGCCUUCGUUGUCGUUGUUAUUCAAAAAGAUGUACUUGAACGGUGCAUGCUCCAUCGUUCCAUCUGCAUUCUUGAAAUCAUGUGUUCAUCUGAGACCUGACUUGAAAAUACCAUCUGAGCAACAGGACACCCAAGAAUUCUUGAUGUUUUUGUUGGACCAUUUACACGACGAGUUGAGUAAUUCCAACGUUGUUGUUAAUAGUUAUCCUGAUUUGAUGAACCACGAUUACCAAGGGGAUGAGUAUGAAAAAUGGUUUGAAACACUGGUCAAACAAGGUCUUUCACCUGUUACCAAGUAUUUCCAGGGUCAAUUGCAAGAUAGUCUCGAGUGUCAGAAUUGUGGUUUCAAAUCUACUAACUACUCUACGUUUUACAUGUUGAGCUUAAACAUUCCCAAGUUGAGUCCUCAUGGACGCAAGCUGAAGAAAGUGAACUUGGAGGAUUGUAUCCGGAUGUUUACGCAAGAUGAAUUGUUGACUGGUGAUAAUUCUUGGAACUGUCCCAAGUGCUCAAAGCCCAAAGCACCAAACAGCACCAGUGGUGAUAAAGAACGGAAGCAUCGUCAUCAUAGGUUCCUCGGAUCUGGUUUCAAACUUCGUGGAAGAUCAUCAAGUCCCGCGUUUGGAUCGAACGAGCGUACUUCAACGUCUCCAUUCACUAAUGGGAAAGGGAAAACAAAGAAGAAACCAAGCCAGAGUAUUAAGAGCCUCAGAUUUGUGGUCCUACCACCUAUCUUAAUCAUCCAUCUUUCCAGGUUUUUGUUCUAUGACACUUCCCAUAAAGAUACCACUGUUGUGACGUAUCCGCUAAUAUUGGAGAUUGACCAUAAGGGUAAAACUGCACGUUACAAGCUCUAUGGUGUUGUUAACCAUACCGGUACUUUGAAGUCUGGACAUUACACUUCGAUCGCUAACAAGAACCUAGAUCAUGACUUGAUGAAACCUGACUGGUACUACUUUGACGAUGAAGUCGUCAAGCAUACAAACCACGGCAGUUAUAAUGGCACCGAUCAGACACACAUGAGUAAUUCUGAGGUUUACGUGUUGUUUUAUGAACGAAUCGAUGACUGAUCUGGCUGCUUGAUCUUAUUACCUAAUUAAUGGAUUCGCCUUCUUGUUAAGGAGACUUGCUAUAGCAUUGAUACCGCAUAUUCUAUCUCUCUCCCUCCCUCUCCCUCGCUGACCCAACUGCUGGGCUGUAGAACGUCUGAAUCUGGGGUAAACACAUCUAAAUCCAGACACCAGUUAUAUUGGUAGGGCCACGCUCGAACUGUCCAGUCAGCGUUUCAGCCGGGUGCCGAAACCAGUCAGUAGUUCCUAGACUAAUAUACCGUUCAACGUCAUUGUGGGACUACUGUGAUGGUAUGUUGGCAGAUGUACGCUGGUUAGUCGGCCCAUCUUUGUAAUUCAGUCCUUGUAGGUCAGUACUACGAAUUGGUCGGGAGGUAACGCAGAGUGGGGCCGUUUCCACUCUUUCGAGCCAAGUAACACGUAUGGCUGGAAAAGACGUGCAAAUGCGGCAUUGGCG
Molecule: messenger RNA, 3906 nt
Organism: Williopsis jadinii
Lineage: Eukaryota; Fungi; Ascomycota; Saccharomycetes; Phaffomycetales; Wickerhamomycetaceae
Product: cysteine proteinase
Exons: 1
Biological process (GO): protein deubiquitination
Molecular function (GO): cysteine-type deubiquitinase activity
Source: RefSeq, a predicted model, not a curated record